CGCCCGCCGCGCUUUCGCUGCCUUUCCGCGGCGCUCCGCGGGCUCGCGCUGAGCCCCGCCGCCGCGUUCCUGCCCCCCGCGGGGGGUCCCCCCUUUCCCCCCCCUUUUCUCCCCUUCCCCCCCCCCGUUUUUUCCCCAGGCUCCCUGGAAACCGAGGAAUGCGAUUCUGCCACCAUGAUGGAAGGGUUGAAGAAGCGUACCAGGAAGGCGUUCGGCAUACGCAGGAAGGAGAAGGACACUGACUCCACCGGCUCGCCGGACAGGGACGCAGCCAAGAAGAGCAACGGUGCCCCGAACGGCUUUUACGCCGAGAUCGACUGGGACAGAUACAACUCGCCCGAGCUCGACGAGGAGGGAUACAGCAUCCGGCCCGAGGAGCCGGGAUCCGCCGGCGGGAAGCACUUCUACUCCUCCAGCGAGUCCGAGGAGGAGGAGGAGGCCCGCAGGAAGUUCAACAUCAAGAUCAAGCCGCUGCAGGCCAAGGACGUCCUCAAGAGCGCGGCCACCGUGGACGAGCUGAAGGCCUCCGUGGGCAACAUCGCGCUGUCGCCGUCGCCGGUGAGGAAAAGUCCGAGGCGCAGCCCGGGAGCCAUCAAGAGGAAUCUGUCGAGCGAGGAGAUCGCGCGGCCCCGGCGCGCCACGCCGACGCCAGCGCCCGAGCCCGCCAGGAGGCUGCCGGAGGACGCCGCGGCCCUGGCGCCGCUCUUCGGGCCCCCGCUGGAGUCGGCCUUCGAGGAGCAGAAGCUGGAAGCGCCUCUGGAUCAGCCCGAGGUCUGGGGCUCGGUGCCGCCCGGCGGCUCCCGCGCCGAGUCUCCGAAGCCGCCGCGACCCUUCCCGGCUGGAACGCCGCCGCCGCUCCCGCCCAAGACGGUGCCGGCGACGCCGCCUCGCGCCGGCUCCCCCGGGGCCCCGGGGACAGGAGGCACCCGGGCCGCCGGGGAGCCCCCCGGCGAGCAGCCGCCCUCCAUCAACGACCUGGACAGCGUUUUCGGCCCGGUGCUGCCCGCCGCGUCGGUGGCCGCGAGCGCCGGAGAGCAGUGGGUGCAUUUCUCGGAGCCCGCGGCGCCCGCCCCGCCGCCGCCGCCGCCGCCGGAGCAGCCUCCCGGCCGUGCCGCCGCCGAGCCGCCCGCCGGCCCCAAGGACGCGGGGCCAGGCCCCCGGGCGCCCCCGCCGCCGCCCCCGCCGCCCACCUACCGCGCGGUGGUGUCCUCGCCGGGCCCCAGCGGCAGCAGCGGGGCGGCCAGCCCCAGCGGUGCCUCGUCGCCCGCGCGCCCGGCCACGCCGCUGGCCGCCUGCGGCACGCCGCCGCCGCCGCCGCCGCGGCCCCCGUCGCGGCCCAAGCCGCCGCCCGGCAAGCCCGCCGUCGCCGAGGCGGCCCGGCCCUUCAGCCCGCCCGUCCGCCCGUCCAGCCCGCCGCCGGUCGCGCCGCUGGCCCGCGCCGAAAGCACCUCCUCCAUUUCCUCCACCAACUCCCUGAGCGCGGCCACCACUCCCACCGUCGAGAAUGAGCAGCCUUCCCUCGUUUGGUUUGACAGAGGAAAGUUUUAUUUGACUUUCGAAGGCUCGUCGCGGGGCCCCAGCCCGCUCACCAUGGGGGCGCAGGACACGCUGCCCGUCGCCGCCGCCUUCACCGAGACCGUCAACGCCUACUUCAAGGGCGCCGACCCCAGCAAGUGCAUCGCCAAGAUCACCGGCGAGAUGGUGCUCUCCUUCCCGGCGGGCAUCACCCGGCACUUCGCCAACAACCCGGCGCCGGCCGUCCUCACCUUCCGCGUGCUCAACUACGACCGCCUGGAGCACGUCCUGCCCAACCCCCAGCUCCUCUGCUGCGACGCCGCGCAGCCGGACGCCAGCACGAGGGAGUUCUGGGUCAACAUGCCCAACCUGAUGGCCCACCUAAAGAAGGUAUCGGAGCAGAAACCCCAGGCGACGUAUUACAAUGUGGAUAUGCUCAAGUACCAGGUGUCUGCCCAGGGUAUUCAGUCUACUCCAUUAAACCUUGCAGUGAGCUGGCGCUGUGAACCUGCAAGCACUGACCUCCGCAUUGACUACAAAUACAAUACAGAGGCAAUGACUACGCCCGUAGCUCUCAACAACGUGCAGUUCCUCGUCCCCGUCGACGGAGGGGUCACCAAGCUCCAAGCCGUGCUCCCGCCCGCUGUUUGGAACGCGGAGCAGCAGCGGAUACUGUGGAAGAUCCCCGACAUCUCCCAGAAGUCGGAGAACGGAGGCGUGGGCUCGCUGCUGGCCCGCUUCCAGCUGGCGCAGGGCCCCAGCUCGCCGGCCGCCCUGGCGCUGCAGUUCACCAGCGAGGGCAGCACCCUCUCGGGCUGCGACAUCGAGCUCCUCGGCGCCGGCUACCGCUUCUCCCUCGUCAAGAAGAGGUUCGCGGCGGGGAAGUACUUGGCCGAUAACUAGCGGCGGCUCCCGCCGGCCCCGUGGGAAGCGGCGCGGGAGCGGCGGCGGCGGCUUCGCCGGCGGACGCGGCCUCGCUCCUGCCCUCGGAAAGCACCGUCCCGAGCAGCCCUGCAGUGUUUCCUCCUAGGUGUAACAUUGUUAACGGUUUUAAAAUGUAAUUAUUGUAUUUGUAAAUUGUACUCAUUCCUGUAUUUCGGCAGUUAGGCCCUCGAGUUUUAGCAUUUUACCGCUCAUGAAAUGGAUGUAAUUUAAGCUGUGGUAUAUAAGUAGUCGCACUGUCGAGCGGCGCGGCGCUUGCGGAGGUAGGUCGCGUCCCGCCCGCGCGCGCGCGGGGCCCGAGCGCGCCGGCUUCGCUCCCCCCCCCCCCCCGGGGUUCUGCUCCUCGCUUCGGUUUGGUUUUGCCCCCUGCUCUUCGCAGAGCGCCGGCGCCCGGGGAGCCGCCAGCCCCGUUUCUCGACGUUUCCCCCCCGGAACGGCGGCGCCCCUGCUCGAAAUGCCGGGCCAGGCCCCCGGAGCGGGUUCCGACUCGUCGGUUCAGGCCGCGCGCAAAUCGCCCUAAAAUCCUGCUCCCGAAGGAGCCCGAUGUCGCAGCGCUGGAAAUACGGGUUUUUAGCAUGUAAAUAUUAGCAGAACAGAGAGAUUUUUACGGUAGGUUUCGCCGGGGCGACAAGGUGCUUGCAGCAUCGCCGGGUUUUUCCAUGCAAAGAGAAAAAAAAAAAAAAAAAGAAAGAAAAACCGGCUGCAGUGGGGUGACAAAGCGGUUCGACGCCACCCGGGCGCCCUUUCCCCCCCCCACCCAGCACAGGGGCUUCACCGGCGGCACGAGGCUGCCAAAAUCGGUCUUGGAAGUAGCCAGAACUCUUCUUUUCGCCCUUUUUUUGCCCCCCUCGGGCCACCCCCGGCCCCGGCCAGCCACCUCUCCCGGGCCAUCGCUCUAGAUCAGCUUCGUCCUUUCACGACCCCCCUCCUGCCCUGUGUAUAAAAUGUUUAUAAAUAUUUGCGGGUUAAGAUACACGAGUCUAUUUUUAAGAUUUAAGUUGGCUAAGUUAACGGCUGGCCCUUUUUUUGCCCAAACGCGCGACGAGCCGCGUGGCGCCGGCGGCCCCGGGGCAGAGCCGCCUGCGCGACCGCUGCUGAGCCGAGUGUGUUGUACUGGCUUGUUGAAGAUAAUCAUGAGACAACGUAUUUUAAAUGUUAACUUGCCUUAUAGAUUAGGAGAUGAAUAUGUGGAUAUCAUUUUUGUAAAUACUGUUUUUUAUAAAUGUUUUUUCCUCCAUUCUCCCUCGUCACCCAUGUCAUGAAAUCUUGAAUAUGCAAUUAUUUAAUGUGCAUAACACUGCGAUGAAUAAACCCCCACCUCCAAACAAAGUUUAUUGAUCCUACCCGUAAGGACCAUAUUAAAUACCCCGUUAAGUUGUAAUUUAAAUGUGCUUUUUUUCCUCCCCCACCCUUUAAAUUAAACAAAAACCUGAAAAUA
This is a messenger RNA of Rhea pennata, 3895 nucleotides long. RefSeq names its product SH3GL interacting endocytic adaptor 1 (gene SGIP1). The record is from RefSeq and is a predicted model, not a curated record. Gene Ontology annotation, cellular component: cytoplasm; plasma membrane; actin filament. Gene Ontology annotation, biological process: actin filament polymerization. NCBI's taxonomy places the organism in Eukaryota, Metazoa, Chordata, Aves, Rheiformes, Rheidae. The transcript is spliced from 24 exons. Bases 175 to 2418 code for a protein of 747 amino acids. Gene Ontology annotation, molecular function: actin filament binding.